This is a messenger RNA of Pygoscelis adeliae (Adelie penguin), 2468 nucleotides long. It is a transcript of the gene ASCC2, whose product is annotated as activating signal cointegrator 1 complex subunit 2. Gene Ontology annotation, biological process: regulation of DNA-templated transcription. Lineage: Eukaryota; Metazoa; Chordata; Aves; Sphenisciformes; Spheniscidae. The transcript is spliced from 18 exons. The record is from RefSeq and is a predicted model, not a curated record. Gene Ontology annotation, molecular function: ubiquitin binding. The coding region runs from base 13 to 2274 and encodes 753 amino acids.
CAAGUCAUCACGAUGCCAGCAUUGCCGCUGGAUGAACUCCAGCUGACAGAGAGGGAUCCCAAGACAGGGAAGCUGAGAACUUUACCGGCACUGCGCCCAGAAAUAAAAGCAGAUCGGUCUUUUGUGCUAUACAGACCGCCACCUGUUGUCAGAGACCCUGCUUUAGUGGAAGAGUUCUUGGAGCGCGCAAAAUUCAUUGCGGAUGACCUGAACUGGCUUCUGGCUUUGCCUCAUGACAAAUUUUGGUGCCAGGUAAUAUUUGAUGAGACGCUUCAGAAAUGUCUGGAUUCCUACCUGUGCUAUGCCCCUCGCAAGUUUGAUGCCUUGUUGGAUUGCCAUCCAGAGGUGAAUGACAUGCAGAAAUGUCUUCAUCGGAGUGUCUUCCUGACUUUCCUCAGAAUGUCCACUCACAAGGAGUCCAAGGAUCACUUUAUCACUCCCUCUGUCUUCGGAAAAAUUAUUUACAAUAACUUCCUGUUCGACAUCCCUAAGAUUCUGGAUCUCUGUGUGCUUUUUGGGAGAGGAAAUGGUCUCCUGCUCCAGAAGAUGAUUGAAAAUAUCUUCACUCAGCAACCAAGUUACUUCAGUGACCUAGACGAAACUCUGCCCACUGUCCUCCAGGUGUUCAACAAUAUUUUGCAUAAGUGUGGUUUGCAGUGUGAAGGAGCCUCUGCUGAGCCCCAGAAACUGGAAGAAAAAGUAAAUGUGACUCCGGGGAACAUGCCCCUCCAGGAGCUGAAGGAUAUUGUGCUGUACUUAUGCGACACUUGCACGACACUCUGGGCGUUUCUUGAUGUCUUCCCAUUGGCUUGCCAGACCUUCCAAAAACAUGAGUUUUGUUACAGAUUAGCUUCGUUUUAUGAAUUGGCAAUUCCUGAGCUGGAAUCUGCAAUUAAGAAGAGGCGUUAUGAGGAUAGCAGUGUUUUUGCUGAUUUGUGGAGGAGAAUUUCACAUUCCAGGAAGAAGAUGAUAGAAGCUUUUCACAUCCUAAUAAACCAAGUCUGUCUGCAGCCCAUCUUAGAAAGCAGCUGUGAGAACAUUCAGCCUUUUAUUGAGGAAUUUCUACAGAUCUUCACUUCGGUGCUUCAGGAAAGGAGGUUUCUCCGUGACUACGAUGAGCUGUUUCCUGUUGAGGAUGAUGUCAGUCUGCUUCAGCAAGCAUCCUCCACACUAGAUGAGACCAGGACAGCCUAUAUCCUCCAAGCAGUGGAAAGUGCGUGGGAAGGGGUAGACAGGAAAAAAGCACAAGUCAUUAAAGACCCAACACCACCAGCAGCAUCUAAUGGUGCAUCAGCAAUAGCGGAGAGCACUGCCGAGGACGUGGAAGAGCUCGGGGCUGCAUAUGCAUCAGAGGAUGAGUGUGCCGGUGCAGCUGCUGCGCCCGUUGUCAAGGUGUCAGGCGUGGAGCUGGACUCUCUGAUCUCUCAAGUGAAAGACCUGCUGCCAGACCUUGGUGAGGGCUUCAUCCUGGCCUGCCUGGAAGAGUACGGUUACAACGCGGAGCAAGUGAUCAACAACAUUCUGGAAGAUAAACUGGUGCCAUACUUGGAUAAGCUGGACCGAACAAUGCAAAGACAGCUGAAGCCAGACCCUACUCCUCUAGUCACUUCUCGCUAUAAUGUUUUCCAGAAUGAUGAGUUUGAUGUUUUCAGUAGGGAUUCAGUGGAUGUUUCUCGGAUACAAAAAGGCAAGCGGAGGGAGAAGGACACGACCAGGAGUUUGCUGAAUGAUAAACGCCUGGUUGCUGAGCAGAAGGAGCGCUACAGCCAGUACAGCGUGAUUGUGGAGGAGAUUCCUGUGCAGCAGGGAGAAGCUCAGCUCUACAGGGAGGACUACGAGGACGAGUACGAUGACACUUACGACGGAAACCAAGUGGGGGCAAAUGAUGCUGACUCGGAUGAUGAGCUGAUCAGUAGGAGGCCGUUCACAAUUCCUCAGGUCUUGAGACCUAAAGGACAGGAGGAAGGACAGGAGGAAGAGGAAGAGGAUGAAGAGGAGGAGGAGGAAGCUGAAAAGGAAAGAACAAAGGACCACUUUGUGCAGGACCCAGCUGUACUGCGGGAGAGAGCUGAAGCCAGGCGGCUGGCUUACCUUGCGAGGAAGGGGCACAAGCACGACAGCUCGGCUGUUGUUGGGAAUGUGAAGGGCCACGGGCAGAACCGGGAGACGGUGCAGGAACGAAGGAGGAAGGAGGCAAACAAAAGCACAAGAGCUAACCAUAAUCGACGAGUCAUGGCUGACAGAAAGCGGAAUAAAGGCAUGAUUCCUUCCUGAAAGACUCGGCGCAGGUGUUGCAUCAUCCCCAGUCCUCUGCUUAGGAGGAGGCAGUUGUGCUCCGUUCCCUCGGCACUCCCUUUGCUCAGGGGACUGGAUGUCGUGGUUCAAUACCUGGCACUUCAGCUCGUGCGGAAUUGCACGCCCUGUGGGAGGGCUGCCCAGUUCACAGAAAGGAACUGCCCUCCAGGCAG